This is a messenger RNA of Spodoptera frugiperda (fall armyworm), 1409 nucleotides long. RefSeq lists its product as uncharacterized. The record is from RefSeq and is a predicted model, not a curated record. NCBI's taxonomy places the organism in Eukaryota, Metazoa, Arthropoda, Insecta, Lepidoptera, Noctuidae. The transcript is spliced from 3 exons. Bases 139 to 474 code for a protein of 111 amino acids.
UCAUAGAAAUAAUCACCUUAUCUCAUGGCACUGACCUACAACUAAUUAGUUAACAAUGUUAACAUUAACUUAACUGACAGAUACUUAACCACCCUAUAUAAAGCAGUUAUCUUCAACUUAAACCAAGUUUAAAUCAAGAUGAACUCAAGGAGGACGCUUUUACUUAUUUUUGUUGCGUUAACUCUUGACAAAUGUGUGUCUGGUUUCUUCUGGAAAUCGUCUGCUGCUACUGGAUUAGAUGGUGUGAAGAAAGCUCCUCGAAUGAACUGGCCAAUCUUGGGGAUCGGUGUGUGGUGCAAUGGUUGCCCGGCGCGAAGCUGCGAGGAUGAUGAGGCUAUUAUACACGGGUACUGCUGCGGCUGUGCUUAUUCAUUAGAUCAACUACCAGUGACUUGUCCAGAAUUCCUGCAGUGCCCCUUGAAUUUGCACGGAUUGUGUCACGAUUAUGAAUAUAUGAUGCGGUGCUGCUGUUGAUAUCACUUAGUAAAUUCGUUCCCGAUGCUGACACGCUACCAAAGUUGACUUUAUCAGCAGAUAAAUAGUACAAACUCAUUGCAUAUUGCUAAUCAAUAUGAUCACUGUUUUACUUUAGAACGAUGACUGUUAGAAAUGUAAUACAAGGAAGUGUUAAGGACAAUUAAAAUAAAACAUCUCUAAAUAUAGCAUACUGUUUUAAUUUCUAAGAAACCCUCAAUACAGAAAUUACAGGGGGUUAGCGGUCUUGAUUUAAGUAAACUUAACUCUGACAUAAUAGUACAAAAAUAACGACAAACCAAGUUAGUACAUAGGACGAGAGAAUCAAAUAAUUUAUACCAUUUAUAGUCUAAUGUUUCAUAUAUUAGCAUUAAAUUCAUUUACCUAAUUUUCUUAACAAUUUAAGUGAAAAAUAGGGACGAAAACAUGAGUGGGACUAUCCUAAUAGGUGAAACAUUGGACUGGUCGUUAAAAUUUAAAAUUAUCACAAAUUGCUGUGAGAGUGAUAUAUGAAUAUUUGUCUUUUAUUAAUACUAUGAUCCCGCUUCGAUGGCUACAAGUUUAAUAUAAGUAUCUGUCUAAUUAUCUAAGGCCAAUAUGCUAUAUCUACAAUUUUGUGUUAGAAUUCGCGAUCCAGUUAAAUAUAUCAACACAAAAUGUUUAUAUAGCGUAACUCCAGUACGCCGUACAUAAAUACAUUGCGGUUUAUACGCUGAUGUUGUGUGGGAGAUGGAAAACAUUCCUAACUCAAUAAUAAAACUGGUAAGUUCGCGAUGUAAACUGUGCGGGUUGCGAGGGCGAUAGGUUGAUAGCGACAAAUGCAAACUGCGGCCAUCGCAUUAACGAAAUGGUCCCAUUCUAAACGUGUCGACAUUCCUGGAGUAGUUCAUAACAUGUUACAAUAGAUAAUUUCACAGCGAUCUCCCACACAAUAC